AUGCCAGCAGCAUCACCUCAAACAGUCAAACUAAAAUCGACCCUCCGCCUCCUCAUCCCUCGUCUUCGCAAUGCACAGAAGAAAGACACCGCCAUCUCCGUGUCGGCACGCCGCGAGAUGGCCGAACUGCUCGCCCAAUCCCGCGAAGCGUCUGCUCGCAUACGCGUUGAGAAUAUCAUCCACACCGACAUCACCGUGGAGCUGAUGGAGAUUCUGGAGCUCUACGCCGAACUCCUCCUGGCCAGAGCAGGACUGUUAGAUGUCAGGGACAAGAACAUCAAAGAAGGCACAGCGCAGGCGGGCGACGAUACUGGGUUGGAGGAAGCGGCAGCGAGCAUCAUCUACUCUGCGCCGCGGUUGCCCCGGGAUGUGCGGGAGCUAGGCAUCGUGCGAAGCAUGCUGAUCGAGCGAUUUGGCAAGGACUUUGCAAUUCGUGCGAACGAGAAUGAGGACAACUGUGUCCCCACACGGGUGGUUGACAAGUUAAAGGUCGAUCCGCCCAGUGCGAAGCUGGUACAGGCAUAUCUGGAAGAGAUUGCGAGGACUUAUGGAGUGGACUGGCCUCCGCAAAGAGAAGGAGAGCAGGUCGAGGCACUGAGUGAGGAAGUCGAUGGUGAGGAUGCUGGCGAUGACGAUGGCGCGGGUGGUGGUACGAAGGAGCCACCUUUGCUUGCGGGCGGAUCAGCACCGACCCCAUCGACGCCAUCACGGCCGAACAAGAUCGACAUUGGCUCUUUACAGAAUGCGACGCCGCCGUCAAGCUUGGAGCCUGGAGGCGCAAAGAGUCCUGUCUCUAUAGCUCCUCCUGGCGCGACAUCUGAAAACCUCAGCCCAAAGGUCAAACUGCCUGGAGGAGGGGAGAUCAGAAAGGGUUUCAAUAAUGUGAAAUCAACACCACCCGCCGGAACGGCAAAAGGAAAGAAUCCAGUUACAGGAGGAGGUGCCGGAGCGGUGCCUGGAAGUGUUCCAACGGUGGAUGAUUUGGCAAAGAGAUUCCAGGCGCUCAAGAGAUGA
Messenger RNA from Fonsecaea erecta, 1014 nucleotides. RefSeq lists its product as hypothetical. Lineage: Eukaryota; Fungi; Ascomycota; Eurotiomycetes; Chaetothyriales; Herpotrichiellaceae. The coding region runs from base 1 to 1014 and encodes 337 amino acids. Gene Ontology annotation, biological process: protein transport. The transcript has 2 exons. The record is from RefSeq and is a predicted model, not a curated record.